UGGCGUGGCCAAAAUCUUCUGGGGAAGAUUCUCAUGUAUGUGCGCAACAAGAUCAGGUGGAAGCGCCCUGACCUCGCCAGCCGGCCCCAGGUGCAGGAGGCUGCUGCCGCUAUGGAAGCGGAACAUCGCCUCAUCCCUUCAAAGGCCGGUUUCGCAUCGGCGGCUGGACCGGCCAUGACAGCGGAUUCCCUGGGUGCAUUGAACAUGACGGCGUUACAGACCCAGCUGCACUGUCCCGACAUGGGAUUGCGCGCGCCUGUGACCGCACCCCCCACUCUCGGAGAACCCACACCAGAGGUAUCCAUCGCUAUUGCAGCGGCACAGCAAAACAAAGCCGACACGGACGCGAAGACGCCGGGUAAGAAUUGACGCGUCCUUGAGGCAUCACGCGAUCUCAUGCCCAAAGGCAUUCGGACCGACACCGCCUGGUUAAUUGUUGAGCCGUUUGUCGUGACAGGACGGCAAGCGAGCCCGCCUGCCUGUAGUCAUACGUGCAACCGGUUGAGCUUCCAUUUGAAAAAGGUAAAUUGUAGCUAGGCAGAGCAGGUUUGGAUUUAUGUGCACGAAUACAUGAAUGCAAUCAGGACCUGAACAGCUUCAUUGGUAAUUGACAGGAAGGGGUGACGGCUCUGGAGGUACAACUAAACAGGCUGUGCGGUGUACACCAAUGAGAUCUUACUUUGGGUUAAGGAAACCGUCAUUCACUGGGCAUUCGCAGCGCUGGCUCCCCGGAUUCUAAGGAUUGUGAGACCUGUGCGCAAGCGUUGCUUUUCCGCGGCAUAAAGCUUUCCAAAGCCAGGAGUCCAGAUACUUCAUGAUGCGGGAACUCGAUGAAUGUCCGGAAAAUAAUGUUCAUUGACUAGCUCGGGAUAGCCCUUUUCAAGCUGUUGCACAUUUUACGAUAUAGAAGUCAGCAUACGUUAUUGGAAAAUAAUAUGGACUGUCAGGGGUUGGUUGAAAGGUGACACUCCUGACGGCGUCCUGAGCGUAGUACUUAGAUGGGUCGCCGGAACGCAGGAAGCCGAUGUGUGUGUGGAUAUCGAAAUGCAACGUCAAUUAAGGACUACCCAACUGAGACCGGCGGCGUGGGGCGCAACAGAGCAACCCGCAGAUAUAUAUGCAGCGUAAAAAGCGCCAAGUAAUUAUGUAUGGUGCUCACCUUCGCCUUUAUUUCCAGCACCGCGGUCUCAACUUGAGCCUGGACGGGACCGAUUGUCUGCACGUAGCAUGUAGUACCUCGUCGAUUGCGGAGGUGUCUGGGCUGUGCGACGGCUUGCGCCGUAAAAAUAACUCGUUGACUACCGAGUUGCCUUGGUUGUGCGAUGGUCUUGCAGUGCGGCCCUGUACUGUGGCAACGCAACAUUCGUUGUGCUCCAGGUUCAUGCCUGUCUGUAUGUGUCUUCAUUAUUAGCAUCGACCGCGCCAACCGGCUGACCAAUGCCUGUACGUCAGUCUUA
Molecule: messenger RNA, 1457 nt
Organism: Ectocarpus sp. CCAP 1310/34
Lineage: Eukaryota; Phaeophyceae; Ectocarpales; Ectocarpaceae
Source: the annotation of a GenBank genome assembly